Molecule: messenger RNA, 1041 nt
Organism: Neurospora tetrasperma FGSC 2508
Lineage: Eukaryota; Fungi; Ascomycota; Sordariomycetes; Sordariales; Sordariaceae
Exons: 2
Coding region: 1-1041 (346 amino acids)
Molecular function (GO): methyltransferase activity
Source: RefSeq, a predicted model, not a curated record
AUGGUCGCCAGUCCCAAAGCUAAGGAGGCAAUGCCGGCUCCCGCCUCACGACCGGCGGCGGCAGGGGGGCCGCCAGGGGAAGAUGCCGCCGACGAUACGGACGAUACUGCCUCCACCAUCGGCUCCCUUCCCUCCAGCACCGCUUCCCUCUCCCAGAGCAUCUUUGAGUAUCGUAAAAUUUUUGGAAGGACUUACCACAGCGACGUUGGCAAUGCUGAAGCAUGGCAGCCCAAUGACGCGCGUCACGCCGAAGCGAUGGACAUCUUCCAUCACUUGAACACCCUCAUCCUCUCCGGAAAGCUGUAUACCGCCCCACUUCCAAAGAAAAUCCAGAAGGCCGUCGACAUUGGAACUGGCACAGGCAUUUGGGCCUUCGACUUUGCUGACGAGUUCCCUGAAGCCGAAGUCAUCGGCACUGACGUCUCGCCCAUUCAGCCUACCUGGGUUCCACCCAAUCUCAAGUUCGAAAUCGAUGACUUGAACCUUGAAUGGACCUGGCCCGACAACACCUUCGAGUACAUCCAUUCACGCAGUUUGAUUGGUGUAGUCGAGGACUGGGAGGGGUUCUAUCGCCAGGCUUUCCGUUGUUGCAAGCCGGGCGGUUAUGUUGAAGAUGUUAGCAACUCCGUCAUGGCUUUCAGUCUGGAUGGAAUUGUGAAGGAGGGCAGUGCCCUUGACCAGUGGGGGAAGGUCUUCUUUGAGGGCGGAAACAAGUUCGGAAGAACCUUCAAGAUUGUCGAGGAUGACAUCCACCGAAAGUGUAUGGAGAAGGCUGGCUUCGUUGAUAUUGUCAUCAAGGACAUCCAGGUGCCUGUUGGCGCUUGGCCCAAAGACAAGACACAACAGGAACUGGGAAUCUGGGCCAAGAUGGCGCUGGAGUCAGAUCUUGAAGGAUACGUCAAUUACAUCUGGGGCGUUGUGCUGGGCUGGACUCCUGAGGAAAUCAGCACAUAUUGUGCCGCGUUCAGGAGAGAGCUGAAGAAUACCAGAAUUCACGGCAUGUACACGACUCGCGUCGCGUACGCACGCAAGCCAGAAUAG